Molecule: messenger RNA, 1175 nt
Organism: Panicum virgatum (switchgrass)
Lineage: Eukaryota; Viridiplantae; Streptophyta; Magnoliopsida; Poales; Poaceae
Product: WRKY transcription factor WRKY71-like
Exons: 3
Coding region: 64-1014 (316 amino acids)
Biological process (GO): regulation of DNA-templated transcription
Cellular component (GO): nucleus
Molecular function (GO): DNA-binding transcription factor activity; transcription cis-regulatory region binding
Source: RefSeq, a predicted model, not a curated record
UCUUCACAUCUUCAUCUCUUCGAGCAACACAGAUUGGGCGAUCUUCAAGUUUCAGUUUGAGAGAUGGCUGCCGGCCCGGGUGGCGCAACGGUGGAGCGGUUCAUCGUCGGAGCUCAGAAGUCAACCAACCAGCUCAAAGGUUGUGCUGGCCGAGCUACUUCCGGCUGCUGGACUAGGCGCUCGCGCCGGAGCAGGAUCCCCUGGCAGCGCCGUGGAGGCCCUCCUGUCAGACAUCACGGAUUCGCUUUCUCAAGCGCUCGCGUCUCUGCGGCUCAGCGCGCUGGACACGCAGCGAUCGCCAUGGCAGAGUUCUACUGGUGCCGCCGCCGCCGCCGGCCCCGAUCAGCGCCAAGGAGAAGUGGUCAACGGGUCAGGACGGAUGGAGCGUGCCGAAUGAUUGUACUACAACAUGGAGUUCAAGAUUCCUACACAUGGAGGAAGUACGGGCAGAAGGAAAUUCUCGGCGCUAGAUUUCCAAGGAGUUACUUCAGAUGUGGCCGCAAGCCCGGCUGCCCUGCGCGGAAGCAUGUCCAGCAAUCCGACGCCGAUCCAUCCAAGCUUGAGCUCACCUACUUCGCCGCGCACACCUGCGACGACCCACCACCGCCGUCGUCGUCACCACACAUUGUGCCGUGCCCGGUGCGCAUCUCCGGGACCGCCGAUGUUCUUCUGCCAGUUGCCGCCGUUCCGGCAGCUCCGUCUAGCACACAGCAUGAUCCCGUUCCUGAUGGCACGACCUUCACACCGUCGAUGGGGGCGGAGCAAGCCGAGCUGCUCUUCAUACCUUCGCCGGCGUGCUCACAGUCGGAGCUGCUGCCCGCAGAAAUAGCCAAGGUCGAACGGCAAGGUCCGCCGGUGUGGAUGGAGUACGGCCUGGAGGCAGAGCAAGACGAUGAGCCUGUCACUAUUUCCGACUUUGUUGUGCCUUUUUUUUUGAGCAAUCUGGUUUGCGAGAGCAUGACGAUGAGUCUGCCUUCUUUAUGGUGCCUGAGAUGUACCGUUCGUGUAGUGUAGUAUAAAAGGACUGUAACCACGUUUCAAAAAAAAAAAGGACUGUAACCUGCCCUGCCUGUAUUGUGGUGCAAUUUCUGUGAAUGAAACAAAACCUCGGUUGGAAAUUUUGGAAAAAUUGCUCACAUGCUACCGGUUAAAUCCUAAAUUACUGUAGUGCCGCA